GAGAAUACCCUGCACCGAAACCAACUUCUCAGAAUCAUAGUUUCAUAGUCAAUGUACCGAAACGUAGUUCUGGGAAGUGUUGGCAACCGACGUAUCAGCCUUUUAACCAUGAAAUCUGUGCAAGAUUUUCUUUAAUUUCGUGAGUGCCAUUUUGAAGUUUUCACGAUAUCGCACACAGAAAAACGAUUUCUCCUAGCCUAUAGAAACGAGAACAUGACAGAAAAGGCGACGUUUGUGCACACUGGCAGCGGAACGCGGAGGGUUCUGCAGCUGAAACAUGCCACACCGGCCCGACUUGUGCUGGUGUUCGGGCUGAGGGAGCCUCCGCAGCUGCUGACGAGAGCGGACACGCAGGACGUCGUGUUCGCCGAGGGGAGCCCCGAGGAACCGUACUCUGACCUGGAGCCGGGGGCCGAGUACGAGUUCUCAGCUGCCCAGUCAGUGGCAGCCAAUGUGACAAUUCCCACCUCUAAACCAAAGAACCUGCGGCUAGCGGACAUCCAGCGAGCAUUGGUGUGCUGUCAGGCCGUGUAUGAGAAGACACCAGACGCCGUACAAGAGUUCCUGACAAAAGAACUGGAGAGCCAUGACUUCUGCAGUACUUCUGUAUCCUGCUAUGGGCGUGUGUCGUAUAUGGUAGCUGAGACUGAGGCCAAGGAUGAAGUCUUCAUUGCAUUUAGGGGGACGAGCAGCUUCGAGGAUGUGAUGGCCGACUGUUCCAUCUGGCAGCAGCUGGCAGCAGCCGGGCCUGAGGGACGCCAGACUGCAAUGGGUGGGCGGUGUCAUGCCGGAUUCCGUGAGCUGGCCUCCUCUAUCCCGGUCGACCCCUUCCUGAAGAAGUACCAGCACCACCGCAUAGUUCUGUGUGGACACAGCCUUGGCGGCGCCGUGUCACAUAUCGUCGCGCUCAACAUGCUGGUGGAGCUGAAGAGAAGGGGACUCCGCACUGACAACAUCAAGACCAUCGCUUUUGGAGCACCGUACUUCGGGGACGAGGGUCUCCGUUCCUACGUGGAGAAGGAGAAUCUGUCCGACUGCCUACUAACCGUGGUGAACCAGAAGGACCCGAUACCACGCAUUCUCCGACUGGCAGAAGCCGUUCAAACCGCUGUGACAACAACAUCUGAUAAGGUGAGGAAGUUCGUCAAAGACGUAAGGCCAUUGCUCACCCCAGUACUGAAGAUAGCGUCCUCGGGAGUUGGCGGCCCUGUCGUUGCGGGUGUCGCUGCUGCAGCUGGCACCGUUUUGGAUCAGCUUCCCCGUGCCAUGGAUGAACUGGACGGGCUGAUACGGGAACAGAACGUUACGUUACAGGAGUUGAACUCCAUCUACCGACCUGUAGGGUGGUACAUGUUCAUCACGUGCCAUGAGGCUCCCGGCAGUUUCCGCACAACAUGGAAGGAAGGCUAUACACGAGAGGAACGUCAGAUCAACAGGUUCAUAACAGACAGUGGACGCCUCACUCCGGAGAUGAUACACGAACACAAGGCUGUGUGCUAUGCAACUGCCUUUUACAAUGUCUCAACCAGAAAGGAGUACGACACAGUCCUCACACAAGCUCCAGUCUGCGAUGUAGUUGACAGCUUUGCCCCCGAGGUAUGGAUUCAACGGAACAUCUCCAUGGAAACAGCCUUUCCACCACACGUCAACAAAGUUUCCCUUGUCAGUAUUGCAAGCCUGGAAGGUGAUAAGGAUAAUGGGAAGUUGUUGGUGACUAUUGAUGGUGAAAACCUAGACUUCUUCAUCCUCCCAUCGGAAGAUCCUUUCACAGGUAUUCCGUAUGACAAGACAAGAAGGGAACCGGUCACUGUGAACUUCAAAAGCUCCCGGCAAGUUCUCUUGGAGUGUUACCUUACUGAUGGGGCAUUCGACCCUUUUCCCACCAUCACGGUUAGAACUCACUUUGAGGAAAUCCAGCAUCAUACCACGAAAGAAGAAGUCAAGGAACUGAAGGGCUGUACACUGGGUCAGCUAGCCGUUGGGCAGUUGAGGCCAGAACUCCUCAUCAAGGCAACACAGCGUUGCUUGGCAACAGUGAUGAUGAUGCCGGAAUCCCGCCGACAAAAGGAACUUAGGAGUAACGCCAUGAUGUCGUACCUGGACAAGCUUGAUAAGGGUAGACAUGCCGUCAGAAAUGGUAAAAACCCAGAACUAUUCGACAUGGUGGCAGCUGCUUUAUCUGGUGGCCUAGCGGACCUUCAGGAUGAGAAGCUGGGACCGGUGGUGGGUGAAAUUGUGGCCGAAGUCGGGAACCAUCUAAAGGUGACGUACCCUAUGGGUCUUAAGGAUUGGGUGCUGGGAACGCUGCUCGGGCUUACAGCGGUGGCUGGUGUGGUAGUCACAGGUGGAGCUGGUGCUGCUUACAUUGGUGCCUUGGCGAUCAGUAUGACGGGAGGGGAGGCUAUAGCUGCGGCCGUCGCUGGUCUCCUAGCGUCCGGAGCCAGCAUUUUCAGCAACAUGAAGUAUCAGGAAUUUUUCACCAAUGUGGAAAGGAAUUACAAGGGUGUUCUCAAGACUCUGAUUGAGGAGCUACCAUCUGUGCAGGAUGUCAACGAGGAGAACUCAAUCCGUGACAGGGCACUGGAUGACGAUGUGUACAGUCUGGAAUCAGCUCUCAUGACCAAGUAUGAGAUGCUUGGAUGUCUUGAUAAAGAUUUUGACUACAUUGCAAAACUUCAUCCAUUCAAGACUACUUGGGGCAAGAAGCUAGGCACAGCAACUAAGGGGUCCCAACAGGAGGCGGUGAGACGCUGCCAGAUGACCUGUGACCUGUUCCGGCUCCGUCAGCUGCUCAUGAAGACUUGCUUCGUGGGUCUGAUCGGGCCGCAAGAUGCAGGCAAGACGACACUCAUCAAGACGCUUUGGGGACUGGAGGAGGUGAAAGACAUCGGCUUCCAGAAGCACACCAAAACAGCCGUGCUUUACAAGGCGAGGGGCACAGAGAGGAUGGUGAUUGUAGACUUUCCUGGCACAACCACAGUUGAUACUCAGGUAGCCACGCUGGUGAACCACUGUGGGGGACUGGCCAGUUUCUUCAUCCUCGUCAUGCCGUUCACCGGUGAUCCCAGUAAGAUAAACAUUGACCAACUCAACAAGGUCAAGGCCUUUGGCUGCACCUUCGUGAUCUGCAUCAACCAAUGUGGACGAUUUCCUGAUGCGUUUAAGACCCAGGAAAACACAGACAAGUUCCGUGCCGACUUCUCCGAGGUGCUGGACGUGAAACCUUCGGACAUCUUCUUCACCGACUUCGUGUCGUGCAGCACGGAGAUGCGCGCCGUGGGGCUGAUGGGAGUUGAUGACGUCAGGCGGUGGAUCAGGGACUGGCUGGUGACGUAUGACGUGUUCGAGAAGGACGAGCCUGAGCUGAGCAGGGCUGUCAACGAACAGGCAGCUGGGAAGGGGCUUACAUGUAGAUUUUCAGAUUUAAAGAUCUAAAGAUUUUCAGAUCUAAAGAUCAGAUUUAAAGAUCUAAAGAUCAGAUUUAAAGAUCUAAAGAUUUUCAGAUCUAAAGUCUUAGAUUUUCAGAACUGAGACCUUUCUCGGCUUUCCUGCAUAUGGAACAGAACAGGCUACAGAAGCUACUUUUGCGAGUAAAUGCAGCAUAUUUACUCCUUUCACAGUUCUAUCUCUUCUGUAUCAUUAGCUUUUGCAUAAUUGGCCCAAAAUGGAACAAAUGGUACAAAAUAGAAUAUUACAGAAAAUGCUGAGAAGAAGACAAUCACGUGUCUUAUAUCUGGCAUGAUAAUAAUUUGAGAUUGAAUAGACCUAGUAAAGUUAUAUUUUUGUGAACAUUUACUAAAUGGAAUAAAGGCUAUAUUGAAAAAUUGAUAUAUCACAGAGCAAUGUUGAUUGCUUUGUAUGGUAAUGAUCGAUGAGGAGAAGACAAUCACUGUCUGACAUUAAUGUAUUUGGAAUGGCAUUAUUUUGAUGUUUAAUAAACCAUGUUAAGUAUUGUGAACAUGUACUAAAAUGUGAAGCUUUUCAUAAUGUGAUAAAUUGACAUCAAUGAUUGAUAUCAUUCUAUUUACCAACUGUUAGCUUAAAGAAGAGAGCUAUAUCACACUCAAAGCAAAAACAGUGUUUUCCUUCUGCGAAGAUAAUUAAACUUUAUUCUGACUAUUACACGUGGAAUAUAACAAUGCUGUACAUCAAAUUAUUGGUUACAGUCUGUACUUUGCUUGGAAGUCUAUGGUUAACUGUCUAAAGUUAUAAUAUCAGUUUAACUGAAGUUUGCAAGCUUCGUCUGCAACCGGAUUUUACGCCGUUCUGGCGUCUUGACUUGCGUUGCGGUCUUUAGACUGGAAGAGGUACUCAUGCUCGCAGAUUAUGAAGUUUUGUGUAGUUUUUGGCAAGCUUUGUUUAGGGGAGUCAUUGUGUGUUGUAAUUAUUAUGCCGUUGUAUCUUUUGAUCAAAUGUUGUUGCCAUAAUGUUAUUAUGUUUAAUUUCUUAUCACUUUAAGACUUAUACCUUGUAACAUAAUCCAGCUUGCGAGACAUGGCCAUUAGAUAAGCAGAGGAAAUCAUUUAAGCAGAGAAAGUCAUUUAAGCAGACAUUUUGCUAAUUCUCUUUGAGUUUGAACUGACUUCUGUUAUGGUGUGUAUAAUGGCGUUUAUUUUACACAGUAUUUCAUUGAUGACAGCUUAUGAGGUUUUGUGUAGCUUUUGGCAAGCUUUGUUUAGAGGAGGCGUUGUUUGUUGUAAUUCUUCUGCCGUUGCAAUUGUAUCUUUUGAUCAAAUGCACUCGUUGUCCUCUAGGCCAUGAUGUUAUAUUAUAAUAUUCAACAGUUAGACUUACACUUUCGUAAUGGCUAAUGUAACAGACUAUAAAAAUAGCAAAUGACAGAAAUGAUGACUAUCACAGAACGGUUAAAUUUCAUCUGUGCCUGUCUUGAUGUGCCUUAAUUGUUAGGAAUAUCAAGUAGAAAUGACAUGUACUAAUGUUUACGUAUCAUACU
Messenger RNA from Branchiostoma belcheri (Belcher's lancelet), 4954 nucleotides. RefSeq lists its product as uncharacterized. Lineage: Eukaryota; Metazoa; Chordata; Leptocardii; Amphioxiformes; Branchiostomatidae. The coding region runs from base 214 to 3435 and encodes 1073 amino acids. Gene Ontology annotation, biological process: lipid metabolic process. The transcript has 15 exons. The record is from RefSeq and is a predicted model, not a curated record. Gene Ontology annotation, molecular function: GTP binding.